AUGCCUCUCCCCCUCCCCCUUUUCCUGUCCUAUUGUUUCCCCAGCAGGGCGUGGUCCCAGGGAUACUGCCAGACCAGUUUAAACUAGCUGCCCUGUCCUCCUCAAUCUCCCAUUAGCCCUUGCUAUUGUCUGACGCCACCCUUCCUUGUACUAGGCUCCCUAUCAGCCGGACAUUAGGCUCUCCUUUGUGAGACCACGAACGCAACAGCAGCCCAAAAUAGUGCCGGAGCCACGAGGUGAUCUGGAACUAUCAGAGGCCUCAAUAGAAGAGGGAGAUCCUCUCAUCUCCCCCCGCUCUGGGACAACGACUCCCACCUCGGCAUCGAGCGAGGAUGAGGCACCCUCGACGAAAGGAGACAUCAAGAGGCUCCUAAUUGACCUCCGGAGGAUCUGGCUGGUGGACCUCCAAAUAGCACAGGCCGAAAUUGGACAGGUCCAUAAAAAAGUAAAGGAGCUGGAAGGGAGGGAGGCUCACAGAACCAAAAGUAUACAAGCCACAGAUGACAAAGUGGAAGGGCUAGUCGCCCAAGUUCAGCACCUACACAGAGUUGUGACCACUCUGGAGUCAAGACAUAGAAAGAAAAAUAUACGCUUUAGGGGCAUACCAGAACAGGCAUCAAUAGAGACACUGCCCAAGUACCUAAAAGAGUUACUUACCAACAUGUCCAUUACAGACACCCCUGAGCAUCCCAUGAUUAAAUCCGCGUUUUGAUUGCGGAUAUCAGCCGCAGCACCAAAUGGCGCCCCCAGAGAUAUUAUUGCGGUGACAAGGGAUGUCGCGGCGAGGACGGCGACCCUGAACCGCUCACGUGAGAUGGGGUCCAUACAAUACAAGGACCAUGCAGUAGCCAUAUAUGCAGACAUCCCAUUCUCGGUCCUGGUGGAGAAGAGGAAGCUGGCCCUGAUGGCUAUACAUCUAAGAGACCACUCCGUGAAAUACCGAUGGGGAAUAGAGGGAUCCCUAUUUUUGGACAGAGGAGAGAAGACCAUAACACUAACAUCGGCAGGCGACCCAGAGUCGCUAAUGCAAGCACUAGGACUGGCUAACGACCAACGAGUAGCACCCACAAAGGACACCACCGCUGUCCAAGCCAGGGAACAGAGAGACACUCAUGAGCACGCUCAGCCGCUGCAGGGCACACAUAAGGACUUGCAACCCCGACCCAAACACCAAAUUGACAAACUCAAGACAGCCAACCAGCCCAAACCAAAUUAAACGCAUCAAACCACCCUGGGCCAUAGUCUGGCAACCCACCCAUCUCCCGAUUGGAGAUAUGAACUCAACCAACCUAACAUUGACCCAUGGUACCCAGAACACAGACACCCAGUUCUCUCCAGUUGAAAGUUUCAGGAAAACAAAGCAGCAGACCAACAAAGUCACGCUUUGUUACCUGCCCCUAUGCUGCUCCUCUUUCUUCCCCCAUAUUUCCCUCCCCCAUUCCUCCCCUCAUGAGGGACAUUACACUUCGCUGUUCAAAAGUGUGUACAAUGCACAAGUUUGACAAGGUUGUAAUUAACUAAAUAAAAAUUAUAAAUUGAAAAUAAGAAGAGGCCACACUCUUCACACAUAAAGCACUUCAACCAGUUAAAGUGCUUUAGAUGUGUGGAGUGUUCCUUUAAGAUAAAGCAUGAUGAUGUAACACUUCCUUUGUAAAAUGCUAAAUAAAGUAAUAGGGAUAUGUCAUUCUGUGGAAAUGACAUAUUGUAAAGCUAGAUAAGGAUAAUGUUGUAAAGCUAGAUAAGGAUAAUGAGUUUCAAAAAUAAAUUAUAUGGGGAGUGUGAUGAGAGUUCCACCAUGUCGGAAUAUGAAAAUGUUAAACAAACAAAAUCUAAAGAACUUUAUUCUGCAACCUGCACUUAAGGUUGACUAUAAUAUAAGUACUUUUGGGAUUAAGUAAUUAAGAAAACACGAGAGGAAUGACACUGCAAGCUUUCUGGACAUUAGCAUGCCUUCUUCAGGCCUGGUUUACCAAAUAAAGCUUUUACACCAUGACUGAAGAAAGAACAUUCAUAUCUUAAAAGCUUGCUGUGAUUAUCCUUCCAGUUAACAAAUAAAGCUGUUGUUACACUUGUAUCACUUUUUAUGAUUUUUGAUUAAUCACCAAACAUUUUGCAUCUAUGCCACUGGUUAACUUAUAUAGCACGCUGUUGUGGUUAUGGUUAUUGCCUCCAUAUAAGUAGUUAAGCCAUUUGCUAACUGUUUACCGGUCAGCUCCUUCAUGAAAGCCGAAAGCUCUCUUUGUUGAGCUGCAGGGCUCGCUGGCUGAGAGUGAUCAGGAGAUUCCAGCUCUCAACGAACAGUUGGGUGGACACCAGGUAAUGUGUCAAACCAGUUGCAAACAGUUUGACUACUUACGUUGAGGUUUGCCAGGACACAGCAUCCUGUUGUGGUUAUGGUACUUGGAGUACUCCUUUAAGAAAGUAAUUUGUUUUGGUAGGGCUUUGACCAAGCGCCCAAUACCGGUGUGAAGCGCCAUAAGCAUGCAUUUUGCCUACUACUGUAUUUUUGCCCCUUUCACCAUGGUCCCAUAUACGGAGGAUUUAUACUUUACAAUGGAUGAAUACAGUUCUACAUCAUUUACGGGUUUAGAGUCUUUCACUGUCGGUUUCUCAAACAACCAGGAACACAAGGAACUUGGGAAUUAAAACUGAAGAGAUUCAGGUAGAAAACCUAAUGCUCAGGCACAGGAGUGCUUACGUUCAUAGUAUUUAUAAAGCGGAUAACGUGAUACAGUCAGUGCACUGUAAUAAAUGGAGCCAUUAAAAUUCCAACCACAUCUUAGUGAAAAGUGAAUAAAGCUCUGGGUGAUAAAAUGACAGGACAAUUUAGCUUGCUGUAAACCUGAAUGAUAAUAGCAGUGAGGGUUUCAAUGUGGCUACACACAAAAAAAUAUUAGAAUGCAAUUAUUAGAAUGCACCCACCUGUCUUAAUACACAAAACAAAUGACAUAAACAUGUAAAUUCCAUGAAGAAAUGCAGUUUGUGAAUAUUGGCAAUUUCCCUGUCAGAUUGCAAAUCCUCAUUGUUGGAGGCCCCACAGUAUUAGUAACAAUAGGUUUAAAUUAAUAUCACAACAUUGUACUAAAAUUAAAAACUGUACAUCAGAACACAGGGUAUGUAAAACAAUGACAGGCAAUGCAGCAAACUAAUAAUAAACAUAAUAUAAUAAAUAUCAUCAUAAUAAUAAUAAUAAUAACAUAAAGUGAACCACUAUCUUAACUUUCACCCAUUACAAGCCGGCGUUCUAUCACACCCCAGUCACUCUUGCCAAUGUCAAAAAUGGCCGCCGCAGGGUGUCUGCGCUCAGCGUCACAUGCCCCAUGUCUCGUGACCAGGAGUACUGAGCGGUGAUUGCAUGAUCAGCUGACCCGGAAGAAUGCGAGUCCCUGCUGUAUAGUGAGUGUCAGACAGGUAAGGAUUGGGUGGGCAUGGGGAUAGGGUCCAUUAUAUGGGUCUAUGGGAGAGCAGCCAGACUGGAUGGGAGGGGACCAUGUGAGUGUAUCAUUGGCCAAAUAAUGGAGUUACUUAUAGUAUUCAGAGUUUAUCAGAGACAGGGAUCGUUCAUUCUAAGAUAGAGAGGGAGAGGCUGAUUAGCAUUUGUAGAAAUGGAAAUGAUGAUAGACUCUCAGUGUAUUGCAGCAAUUAGGGACUGCUGGGGAGUCAUGGGAAACGUAACUUACAAUAACUUGAUUGAUAGUGACUAGCCAUUACUGGAAAUAGACUAGCCAUUACUGGAAAUAGACUAGCCAUUACUGGAGAUAGACUAGCCAUUACUGGAGAUAGACUAGCCAUUACUGGAGAUAGACUAGCCAUUACUGGAGAUAGACUAGCCAUUACUGGAGAUAGACUAGCCAUUACUGGAGAUAGACUAGCCAUUACUGGAGAUAGACUAGCCAUUACUGGAGAUAGAGUUGUUUUGACAACUCCAUCAAUUGUAUGGAACUUCUCUGUUCUGGCAAUAUCUUCCUUUUGAAACACUCGUAAUGAGUUGGAAUACCAUGAUAUUGUUAACACAGUAAACUAUACCAUUAAUUACGUAUCCAAUACUUUGUUUUAUGGUCAAUUACAAGGUUGACAAACAAUGCGAAGCCUCUGCUGUCAGGCUUUGCCAGUUCCUACAGCCGUGCAUUGAGAGAAUUGGGCUGUGGAGGAUGGUUGUGUUUUAUGGGAUCUUCUAUUGAUUCCAGUGUUGUAAUCAUGUGGACUUCUUGCAUUUACCAAAAGGUGACACAAGUUGUGAUUUACUCAAAUUGGUUUGAUUUUAUUAAAUUGAUUUAUUUAUUACAGUGGUAAACUAUAUAUUUUUAUAACACUGGAUGUUUUCCUUCUCAGAUUUACAAAUAUUAUGGGACCCCUAUUUGUUUAUAAAACAAAAUACCUGUAAUCAAGUCCAAGGACAGAUUCCUGACUGCACCAGAUCCACCCACAGUGACAUCAUCAAGCAUGAUGAUCUCAGUCCAAUCCAAUGCUUUCAUAUAGGAAUACAUUAUGAGGCUAAUGUGCAUGCCAUGCGCCAUUAAAGUGGUCUCUGUGAGACUGUAUGAUUGAAGUGGCAGAGUGUUACUCUGUUUUGCUGGAAACACCUCUAGUGGCUGGCUACGUGACAGCCACUCGAGGCAUUUAAACCCUGCAAUAAAAACAUUGCUGCUCUGCUGGACAGCAGUGUUUUCAGUUGCAGGGUGAAAACGAUGAGACAUGACACCCAUACCACUUCAUUCAGAGGAAGUAAUCUGGGUGCCUAGCUGUAGUGUCACCUCACUGUUCAGAUUCAACCCAAUAAAGUUUAAAGUUUUUUUUCCAUUGCCAAAAUUUACUUGGUGCAGCCGCCUGUGCCUCCUAAUUAAUGAGAAAUGGGCCACAUGUACCUCCAAAUAUGUGUUCUUCAAAUCCAGACAUGUGAACUAGAUGUCCUUUUGAAGUAGGUCUCUUCAAAUAUGGAUACCCUCCAUCUUGAAGUGGCCUGUACACCAUAUAGUAAUUGAGAUGAUGCAGAUUGACUGACUGGUUAAAAAACAAACUUCAAAACUAGGAAAAUGUUGCUGAAAAAAAAACGUAGUUUUCUAAAUGGACAGCUCCCUUGGCAAACUAUGCCUGCUUCCUCAUAUCCAUCGAGGGUUUUGUGAAAAAAAACCACGAGAGGCCAGGGUGACGCGUUUUGAGUUGGUUUUGAAUGGAAUAGAUUAUGUAACCUUGGACAGUCUGCAAAACAUAGGCAUCCAGCAUCAUAGUCAUCUAUUGGUAUAGGAAAACAGAAAGUCUGUCAGGGUGAGAGAGUGGGAAGAAGCGGGCUCUCCCUCUGCCUCUUGAGCUCCUGCCAUGAUUCUUUUUUAUUUUGGGGAAGAGAAGUUAUCGAUGAGCCAGGAAAGAAGGAUGUUGCUUGUUCAAUUCAUGGUCCUGUGAUGUCCAGAAGCUUGUUUUGUGCCAUAUAUACACCCUUCUCGAUUCCCUUCUAGGGAUUGGGACCACUCUGAGACAUAAUUAUGACUACCCCAGAGUCAAACACUGCUGUCAUGGCCAUAUUAUCUGAAAGGACAGGCAUUGAACAUUCCACUUUGAGGCGAUUGCAUACCUUUCCUCGAAGGGCUUUCGUAACCAGUAGUGAAUGUAACAGGCUAAAUGAUACGGAAGUGCCUAUUAAGAUGAAUGAGGGUAUCGGAUAUUCCCUAGAUCAUAUAGGACUCGUCCUCUUGCGUACAAGAAAACCUUGAGGGGAAUGGGCUCACCAAUGAGGUCUGUUAAAACAGAGUAACCAAUGAAUCCCCUGUGACAGUAUAAAUGGAGACUCACCCCAGGGCAUCUGGUACUGUCAGUACAGUCCAGAGCAAAAUCAGAACAUUUAACCAGUGACAGGUGGUUUAUGUCAAUGAGUGAGGCACACAGUGGCACAAUCAAAGCAAUAAUAAACAUAUCAAUGAUAUGUACUUGUAUAAGAGACAAAGGAAAGCUGAGGAAGCAAAAGGGGGACAGAAGAACUCCCACUUGCUGCUGAUAUAAAAUCGUGGUUGGUCCUGUAGGCAAGAUGGCCGCCUCUCACAUACGGGUCCGAGGGAGAUGGCCUCACUAUGCCCCUGGAAGUGCCAUCGGGCCCCAGAUAGCCACGCUGAAGCUAAAAGGGGUGGUGGCAACUGGGAAAAAUGGUGCUGCUAAUGAGAAAAAGGAAUGGAGUCACACUGUGUUGGAGUGAAGGGGCAGAAGGGGAGAGCACACUAAAGUAGGGAAACUAAGUGAUAAACACAAUUACAAUAAAUAAAGGAGUGUAAUAAAUAACAAGUUGGGCAAAUAAGUAGUACAGUGUGAGCUACAGGAACCCAAAACUCUGGCCUGUGCUGGUGCAGGAGCAGCAAAGAAAGUGAAAGUGCUUAUAUGACCAUGUCCUUAUAUUACCUUCUACUUCUGUUCUGAUUGGUUUAUAGUUUCUCUUGUUAAUUUGUGCUGCUGUUGGAGUUGGUAAAUGACGUUUAAAGCAAUAUACAAAGCCUACUGUCAUGUGCUGAAAUAUUUUUUUCCAUUUUAGAUGUAUUGCAAGUGUUGGCAAAGUAGGUAUUAAUCAGUUGCCAUAAUCUAAUUUAGACAUAUUUGUCCUGUGAUCAUAUAACAUGGAUUUAUUUCAGUAAAUGCCUUAUGGUAAAUGCAUCUUGUAAAUAGGGAGCAAUGGUAUAAGCCAGUAUUGUUAUAAUAACAAGUCCAUCAGAGAAUUAUAUUGGAGGAAGAUGAUUUGUUAUAGGCAUCAUGUCUCACACAUUCCUUUUGUUUUGUAUUGUACAGUGCUCCCCUGUAUUGCUUCUGCCAAACGUUGCCAUGCCAGAACACCAUGAUACCAGUUUACCUCCGGAGGAGAGGAUCCGGGCUCUAAUUGCAUUAGGGACCUCUGUCGAAGUGAACGAUGACAUCCCUCCAAGGCGCUAUUACCGAUCUGGUGUGGAAUUGAUACGCAUGGCUAAUGUGUAUGCCAGCGAGGGAAACACUGAACAUGCAUUUGUUUUAUACAACAAGUAUAUCACGUAAGCACCUUUUGUCAAUAUCUGUCUUCUUAUUAGCUCUUUCAUACUCCCAAAAUGAACCUAUACUAGCAUCCUGAACAUAUACAACUACUAAUUGCUGAGCAAAUAAACUUGCUUUUUUUUUUUUCUUCUUCUCUUAAAUAAACAAGAGACUUCCAUGACCAGUUCUUAUUAAAAGGGAAAUGUUUGUGUAAUAUAGUAUACAAAAAUACACCUCCUGUUUAAAAUUCUUAUUUUCCCUAUAAAAAUGUUGCUAAAACCCCAGUAAAGACAUAUUAAUGUGAUGCCACUUCAUGAUUUUUAAUUAAAGGAACACACUAAGGUUAAUAUCAAAUAUAUAUUUUUUCUUCAAUCCAUUUUAUUUAUUGAGAUGAUAUCAUAUAAAAUACGACAGAAAGUACCAGCAUGUGACAAAAUAUUUAGGCGAGUAAUCGACAUUAUGGGUCAAAUGGCUUAGAUAGUGCCAGACAAGUUGAAUGGUAGAAAGGAGAUGGAAUUGUUGGCGCUUGUAUUCUGUAUAUGUGGCAGCUAGGGCUUCCCAAACCAGACUCUCUUCUUUCUGGUGGUGUAGUGAAUGUGCAGAUUGCUUCCCUGCACCCCUCUCUACACAUUCGCUGCUUCCCUGCACCCCUCUCAGCACAAAAGUUAAAUGGUAUCUGCAUCAAAACCACUUAAUUAAGAUGAAGUGGUUUUGUUCCUUUGAGUGUUCCUUUAAAGGAAGACUGAAGGCACCAUAACCACAGCAACUGACUGAAGUGGAUAUGGUGCCUGGAAAACAUGGGCACCAGGUCCUGCAUCAGUGCUAAAUGGUUUACUAAACCUAGGAGCCUGAAGCCCGGCCUCCCAUGAUGAUAUGGCAGAGUUGGAGCUGUGCCCUGCUUCACACCAUACCAGAGGUGGCGGGCAGAUAUUGGCUAGAUCACUGGCCACAGUCUCUGGUAUGGAUUGGUAUGGCACAAGGCAGAAUCAUAGCUCUGCCUCUGUCGUAUCAUUAUUGGAGGCCAGGCUGCAAGCUUCCAGGGACAGAGAAUCUCUACUAAAUGGAGGGAAAACUGUUAUUUAGUGAUAUGGGAUCCAGCACCCAUGGACUCCAGGCACAACAACUAAUCAGUUGAAGUGAUUAUGGUGCCUACAGUGGUACUUUAAUUCUUUCUCAUUUGAUGUGCUGAUCACUAAUCAUGACUUUGCGUAAGCCAUCUCUUUCUGCCUCAUUUGCUUUGUCUUGGUGCUUCUUCCCUCUCCUCCAUAUCCAUCUCAGAAUGCUUCAGCUCUUCAUCUUUUCGUUAUUAGUUUCUCUUCUUCCACUUCUACUUUUUCACUUCAUGCAUUGCUUCAGAGGAGCUGACGCAAUGGUUGGAGAAUCAUUCAUUCAAGCUGAUUGGAUCUCAACUAGCUUUGAGGAAGAGAAGCUGGCUGAGAUUUUCAGAUGAAGUGAAGGACUAGUAGCUGAGAAUCUGAUAGUCCGAAUACGAAGAGGACAGGUAAAUUAAAAAAUAAAAUUUCAAAUAAAAAAUGCAAGAAAUUAUUAAACUGCUAUUAAAAAUGAGACCCAUAAAACUGAAUCCAUUCUCAGUAAAAAUGAAGUUACAACUUUGGCAAUUUAAAUGAUUUUCUGUUUCUUCUUUUUGACCCUCCUUUGUAAAUACUUCAAUACUACCUUGAUUAGGUAAUUGCUAUGUAAACCGUUUUCAUUUAAAGUGCACACUGAUUUAGAAGUUUAAUAGAAACAUAGAAACAUAGAAUGUGACGGUAGAUAAGAACCAUUCGGCCCAUCUAGUCUGCCCAAUUUUCUAAAUACUUUCAUUAGUCCCUAGUCUUAUCUUAUAGUUAGGAUAGCCUUAUGCCUAUCCCACGCAUGCUUAAACUCCUUUACUGUGUUAACCUCUACCACUUCAGCUGGAAGGCUAUUCCAUGCAUCCACUACCCUCUCAGUAAAGUAAUACUUCCUGAUAUUAUUUUUAAACCUUUGUCCCUCUAAUUUAAGAGUAUGUCCUCUUGUUGUGGUUGUUUUUCUUUUUUUUAAACAUACUCUCCUCCUUUACUGUGUUGAUUCCCUUUAUAUAUUUAAAUGUUUCUAUCAUAUCCCCCCUGUCUCGUCUUUCCUCCAAAUAAUUAAUUAAUUAUUAGUUUGAUUUGUUAAUAGAGCAACAUCUUAUCACAAGUUAUCCUUUCAGAGUUGGAUACCUGAUGCACAUCAUUUGGAUGAGAUGUGAUUGUGUGUGUCUUACUUUGUGCUUACUCUUCAUAAAAAAAAAAAAAAAAAAAAAAAACAUUAUGCAUGUUAAUACACUUUGGACAUAGGUGGGGCUGAAGGUUUCACUUCCCUGAAGCGUUUCUUCAUAAUAAGUUCACUGAAUAUGUGUUAGAGAGUGAUGUAGCAGCAUUGAUAUAUCUCCCAGCAGUCCUACAUCUUUCAGGGGAGUCCUUGGUUUGGGACCCAUGUUAUGUGUCCCAGGUGUUUUCCCUGCGUCCUGCUUAUGGGAACAUGUUAAUAAAUGCAGGAUCAAUCUCUCACUUGUAUUGCAUCAUUGACACACCCUUUCUCUGACCCUGUCCCCUCCAUUCCUAAUCACCAGGAAGUUUAUCUGUGAGGCAGUAGGUGCACGUGACUUUGCACAAUUUGUUGAAAUGUACCAUGUUAGCCUGUGGCAUCACACUGACAGCAAUGACUCAGAUGUUCAUUGUAAUAAUAUUAUAGACACUGUGUGACUAUAAUUUGCUAAAUUAAAGGGACACUACAGUCACCAGAACAACUACAGCUUAUUGAAUUUGUUCUGGUGAGUAGAAUCAUUACCUUCAGGCUUUUUGCUGUAAACACUGUCUUUUCAGAGACAUUACAGCCUAGUGAUAACUUUACUGGCCACUCCUCAGAUGGCUGCUAGAGGUGCUUCCUGGGGCAGUUCCGUGUCUACAAGCUGCAAACAAAAGUCACUUUAUUUUACUUAUUUACAUGUUUAAUGGUGCCAGCGAGCGUCAUGCUUAUUUCAGUUUCCCACUAGAUUUAAAGGUAACUAAACCGUUUUAAUUGAGCAGUUAGCCUGGCUAACUGUUUGGAAUACUGGCAGCUGAAUAUCACCUCUUUGAGAGAUUUGUCCGUAGCUGGCUGAGAGAAGCACAAGUUGAGCUAUCCCUUUAAGAGCAAACCAGCCCUGAUAUCCUUCCCGUACAAUGUUAGUCAGCGCUGCUGGGAAGGUGAAGAAUGUCACAGAGAACGUUAUUGAUGGCAUAGGCCGAUAUACAGAAAGGUGCUGUAUUUCACUGGUAAAUCCCUUUAUCUUGUCGUACAACUUCCUGCAGGGUCUUAGAAAGACCAGUUUAAUUGUAAAAAAAAUUUAACAGUAAACUUUUCUUAAUUUGUAUAUGUUAGGCAAUAUUCCACGCUUUCUCUGUUUCUGUAUUUGCUGUCUCUUUGACAAGUAGGUAUGCUUUAAAAAUAGUCAUUCAAAGUGUGUAUCUAUCUCUCUCUCUCUCUCUCUCUCUCUCUCUCUCUGGGUGGCAGCAAUAACUAUAGUACCCUUCAGCCCCAAUACAUAGAAUUAGGGCCCUCAACCCUUCUGUUCCUGUAUGUCCAACUUGUCUGGUUACAACUACAUGUUUGUUAGUCCACCCAUUGUACAGCGCUACGGAAUUUGUUGGUGCUUUAUAAAUAUUAAUAAUAGUAAUAAUAGUAAUACUUUAAAAAGUGACUUUCUUUCCUGGACUGGAGUCUCUUGGUGUUGUUUUACUUUAAGGUGUUAAGCUGUGAUCAAAUGAUCUAACACCUGCAAUGCUUUUUUUUUUUUUUUGCCACCUUAUCUUCUCAACCAACAUACUGGGCAUAGGUGGGAAUCACUGAGAAGCAUUAGUCAGUGAUGAUUGGCUGAGUGUGUCAGCUGAUGCUGUCAGCCUAUCGCUGGCUGCCUAUGCAAGCUCAGUAUGCGGGCAGUGGCCAAACAGAGAAGUGACUGGACAGCAAGGAUGAGUGCCCAAGGGUCAUCGUAGGUGUUGAACACCUUAAAGGACCACUCUAGGCACCCAGACCACUUCAGCUUAAUGAAGUGGUCUGGGUGCCAAGUCCAGCUAGGAUUAACCCUUUCUUUUAUAAACAUAGCAGUUUCAGAGAAUGUUUCAGAGAAGCUAUGUUUGUGAAUGGGUUAAGCCUUCCCCUAUUUCCUCUACUGGCUAUCUCAUUGACAGCCGCUAGAGGCGCUUGCGUGCUUCUCACUGUGAUUUUCACAGUGAGAGCACGCCAGCGUCCAUAGGAAAGCAUUGUGAAUGCUUUCCUAUGCGACCGGCUGAAUGCGCGCGCAGCUAGCCGACAGGGAGGAUCGGAGGAGGAGAGCUCCCCUCCCAGCGCUGGAAAAAGGUAAGUUUUUACCCCUUUCCCCCUUCCAGAGCCAGGCGGGUGGGGGCACCCACAGGGCACUGUAGUGCCAGGAAAACGAGUAUGUUUUCCUGGCACUAUAGUGGUCCUUUAAGGUAUAACAGCAGCCUGUGACUCCAGCACUGAAAAUAACAACUGAGAAAAGAGUAAUUAGUCACAGAUGUGCAAAAAACUGAUUGGAAUAUAUAGUCUGAUAAAUCUUACCUACUAUCAAAGAUAUUUAUUUAGGUUUCAGGUAGGGAUUAUAUCUGUAGCCUUUACUCUAUUCAGUUCAGUAGAAACAUUCUUCUUUCUUUUAUGUGUGUGUGUAUGUGUAUGUAUGUGUGUGUGUGUGUAUGUAUGUGUGUGUAUAUAUAUAUAUAUAAUAUAAAUUUUAGUUAUUUAUUUAUAACAUAUAUAUUCCUCAUAUUGGGUCUUCUACCAGAGGCCUGGGAGUCUGAGGGUUCUGCGCAGUAUCUUAGCUAUUCCUAGAUCUACACUCUAAUGGACAGCGAUCUCAGAUAUCCCAUCUGUAAUCUGUUAAAGCCACUCCCCCAACCUGGGAGUCACAGCCCCAAGUGUUCCUAUCACAACUGGGACUACUACUGCCUUCACUUUCCACAUCCUUUCUAGCUCUUGUUUCAGUCCUUGGUAUUUAUCCAUCUUCUCAUGAUCCUUCUUCCUGAUGUUAUAGUCACUGGGUAUUGCCACAUCCACCACGACUGCAGUCUUUCGUUCCUCGUCUACCACCACAAUGUCUGGUUGGUUGGCCAGCACUUGCUUGUCUGUCUGGAUCUUGAAGUCCCACUAUAUAUAUAUAAUAUAUAUAUAUGUGUGUAUAUAUAAUAUAAUAAUUAUACAAUGUCACUUUUCAAAUUCUGACGUUUAAUUCUGUUAUCUGGAUUUGAAAAUGAAAUCUCAAAUAUGAAAUCGAAAUCGAAGAUUUUCGGCUUUGAUUUGAAGUUAUCUGAAAAUAAACUGAUAGGAAUUGCAGCACUUUUAUACUUCAUCAGCUUAGGUUAAAGACUGCGAUUAACUUGGCAUGUUAAAGGGACACUGUAGGCACCCAGACCACUUCAGCCUAUUGAAGUGGUCUGGGUGCCAACUCCCAUCACCCUUAACCCCGAGCAUGUAAUUUAUUGCAGUUUUUAUAAACUGCAAUAAUUACCUGCUAGGGCUAACUUCUCCCCUAGUGGCUAGGAGGGACUUCUGUGUCAUAAACGACAACUUCCGUGUUGUCUAAACGACGCUGGACGUCCUCACUCUAUGCAUGAGGAGAUAAUUUGAGCGCGGCCAUUGCGUGGGCAGAGCUGAGCCAGCACUGAUGGACAUUGGCGCUGGACCCAGGUAAGUGACAGGAGUUAUUAAUCCCUUCUCUACCACGGGGUGGGCCUUGACAGCACGGGAAACAAUAGUGCCAGGAAAACUAGUUUGUUUUCCUGGUACUAUAGUUCCCCUUUAACAUAAUGUUACGUUUAUCAUAUUUAGUAGUUUAUCAAAUCAUUUAUGAUUGAGGCGAGAUUCAUUUUUUCAUUUCUUAGUAAUGUUCUGCCUGGCUUAUUGUUCUGCCACAUUUAGUUCAUUUUUGUUUAUUGUUUUAAUAAUUUUUUAUUUUUAUAUAAAUAUGUAAUCUGUACUUUAAAAUAUAAUGCUUUAGAACAAUUAUUAAGAAAAACAGAUUUCUUCAUGGUUGUCCUUAUCAUUCUUAGUCUAAUAUACUGUCUUGCCCUUACCAUUGUAAUGUAUGGUUCAUAUGAAGUAUCACCAUUAAAUGCUUCUCUUUCUUGUCAGAUUGUUUGUAGAGAAGCUACCAAAGCACCGGGAUUAUAAUACAGCUAAUGUUUUAGAAAGGAAAGACACUCGAAAGGUGAGUAGACAGAGCUGGGUAAAAACAGAUUGUGUCUGCCCGUAUUCACUAUGGAUUGUCUGAAUUCUCACUAUUUUCUUAGAAACUUAGGGAAGUGGCAUUUCCCAAAGCAGAGCUCCUGAAGAAAGAACUGCAAAAGAAGUACGGUAAAGAAUAUGCAGAAUAUGCUGAGAAAAAGGUGAGCUGUAGGUUGGCCUGCCAAGAAUAUUUUCAGAAGACAAUUGAAUUCUGGUACCUUUUUGACACUUUUUCUUUUUUUUUUUCUGCUGGCAGAGGGUUGAAGAGGAGGAAUGUGCCCGUCGCCUGGCUCUACAGCAACAGCUCGAAGCAGAGAAGCAGCGGGUGGCCCUCAUGAGACAGCAGCAGCAACAGCAGGAGCAGUUAAAUGCCUUUGAAGAAUUGAUCCGUAGGAAAGAGCUGGAGGCAGAGCGACUACGAGUCCUUCACCAGUUUUCAAAGGGCAGCUCCAACCUCUCAGAGGGUCCCCUUAUUCCAGGAGUCAAUGAGCCUCCCGUGACACCUAUGCUCCCCACAAAUGACAUUGUUCUUCCUAGACCACCUGUUGUUGACAGAAGUCUGAAGCCAGCUUCUAUAGGCUACAAUGAGGGAUGUAAGUAGUUGGUAAUCUGUCCGUUUUAACACCAAGAGAAUAUCAGUAACCUAGAUUAACUUCAGUCCACAUUCAACAUUUACUUAUAUUUUAAUUUCAAAAAGAAAAGUACAUUUGUAGUGAAGCUUGUCCAGUGCUCAUUUAAAGAGUAACUAUUUCAGUAUGUCUCUAAAACUGCAACUAAUUUUGCAUCAGUAGAUUCCCCAGCACUGUACUGCCUUACAGAUAAGUUGACGUUUAAAAGGCAUUACAAACAAUUUAAGAUAAUCUACACAUCGCUACAUAGCCAGCAGUCUGAUUUAGGAGGAUGUGUAGAGUGAAGUGGUAUUUAAUUAUCCUUGUUUAUUUAUUAAUUAGCAGAUACUACAUUGUUGGUAAAUGGAUGGUCACGUUCUUGAACACUACAGCGUUAGGAGAUUUUAGUGGGCUGCAGGACACGAUGGAUCAGCUUUACAUCAGUUAUAUUCUACUAAUGCUGCACAGAGUAAAGCUUUUAUUGCAGCAACGCUGGUAACUAAAGCAGAAGUACAAAAUCUUCUAAAGAAAAAAGUUAUUGAAAAAGUUCUUCCUGCAGAAUACUUUUCAGGAACCUACUCAAUGCUCUUUUUGGUUCAAAAGCCUAUCCCAGACCUUAAAGAAGUAAACCGGUUCAUCACGAAGAUAAAAUUCUGCAUUUGGAGACUAUGCAAUCAGCCACUCACAUGAUUUAAAGGAACACUAUAGCGUUAGGAAUACAAAUAUGUAUUCCGAACGCUAUAGUGCCCUAGUCACCGUUUAGGUGACUUGGGCCCCAUUCCGCGGCGAAUAACUGGUUAACCAUUUAUUUGCUUACCUUACUCCAGCGCCAGACUCCCUCGGCACUGGUGACCUCUCCUCCAUCGACGUCAGCCUCUGAGUGGAGCCAAAUGCGCAUUCAAACCCGCCUAUAGGAAAGCAUUACUCAGUGUUUUCCUAUGGGGAUCUUUUUUGACACUGGACUCCAUGAGGACGUUCAGAUGCGCCCUCUAGUAGCUGUUAGAGAGACAGACACUAGAGGUUGGAUUAAAAAUGCAGUGUAAACAUAGCAGUUUCCCUGAAACUGCUAUGUUUUCAGCUGCAGGGUUUAAACUAGGGGGACCUGGCACCCAGACCACUUCAUUGAGCUGACGUGGUCUGGGUUCCUAUAGUGGUCCUUUAAACCCUUAAGGACCAAACGUCUGGAAUAAAAGGGAAUCAUGACAUGUCACACAUGUCAUGUGUCCUUAAGGGGUUAAGAAGGAGAUUGGGCCACAAGGAUUCCUACCUGCACAUUCUCAUUGCAGAAAGAAGCAAGAUGUUUCUCAGGUUCUUCAUUCCAGGAAAGGUUGAACUCCUGCAUCAUCAAUUUAGGUCUCUCCUCAGGUAGUCAUCACAGCUGCAUUAAGGAAAGAAAGUCUCAGUAUUGUUAUUGUUAAUUAUGUAUAUAAUUUUUUUGACUACUUUUUGACCUUAUUUUCCUCUGUUGUACAGUGCUUGGUUACACUUUGUUCCAUGCUUAGACAAUUCACUUCUCACAGCUUCCUCAAAAGAACAACAACUAAAGGAUAUAGAAACAGCCUCUAUUUGCCUAAAAUCAGACAAAUACAUUUUAAACCAAUAAAAAUCAGAGCUGGUUCCAAACAGAAGUAUUCAGUUUUUAUGUUUAGUCAUAGACUCAAUUCGUUUGAAACUCUAUCUACCAUCAGACAAAAAGGCAAAUAUUGUCAUAUUAAUUACAGCUCUAGAUCAAAAUAUCUGCACUGUGAGCUAAGUAAUGAGGCUAUUGAGUCUCAUUACCUCUACUAUUCUGACUGUUAACUGGGAAAAUAUAUAGUAAUAUUCUUGCAGAAUGGAACGGAGAAACCCGCUGAUGAAAAUUGGACCCUGAACGAUAACAUUGGUGGAAGACUUCCUGGUUGAAAAUCAUCAAAUCACAAGGAAGUUGAGGCACCUUAGUUGGCCCUCCUGAGUUUCAGAAAACUUCUCCAAGGACAUCACUUCAAGUGACAUCGGACAAUGCUACCAAAGUUACAUUUCUAAACGGGUAAGGAGGAACUAGUUUAUCAAGGUGAUGCAUUGGUCAGAAAGUCACCUUAUUCAUCUACUUGCAGACCAUAUCAUAGAAGAGACAAAUAUUCUGGCGGAUGCGCUAAGUAGGUACCAGUUAAAGCAGGAAGAUUGGUCUUUUUUCCAUCUGACUUUUCAGGAGAUAGUUUUGGAAAUUUGGACCUACAGAAAUAGACCUUAUGGCCUCAAGAAAGAAUAGAAAAAUCUGGAAAUUUUCUUCAAUCAGCUAUUCCAACUAUCCAAACUUUCAUCUGGCUUACAUCUUCCUUCCAGUUAUUUUAAUUCCAAGAGAUUUGCAGAAAGUUAUUCUGAACUAUGCAAGAAUUAUAGCGAUUCUUCCAUUUUGGACUUUCAGGAGCUGGUUCUCACUCCUUUUGAAUCUCUCGAAAACACAUUUUAUGGUAUCUUCCACUUUCAGAAAACAUUUUGAUACGCAAUUUGUUCCCGCUAAGUACUCUGAAGAGAUUCAAUCUCACAGUGUAGUAUCUAAACAGCAGAUACUGAGCUCCAAAGGCUUAAGCCCCGAAGUUAUUGAUAUCCUGGUCUCUUCCAAGAAAGAAUCGACGCAUAUUCCAGAAUUUUGAAAAACUUUCCUUUCUGGUGCUUGAAAUUUAUGAAACUCCUUUAACAGCUUUGAUCUUGAGUAUUCUAAGGUUCCUUCAAUUCGGUUUUGCUCAGUGAUUAUGUCUAGCCUCUCGGAAAGUCUGAAAUUCUACUAUUUUUAUGCCAUCAGGGACAUGGCGUAGGAUCCUCUGAGUUCCAGAUUUUUCAGGGCAGUCUCUAUACUUUUCCCACUAUCAGAGAAAUGGUACCUCCGUAGGAUCUUAAUUUGCUCCUUUCCGCGCUCUGUGAAUCUCCUUUUGAACCUGUAAAGGAUUGCAGACUUACCAUCCUUAUAUGGAAGAUAUUUUCUUGUAGACAGCAGUUACAUCAGUUAAUUGGUUUAGGGAACUACAAGCAUUGGCUGUUACUCCUCCUUAUCUUGUUCUUCAUCUGGAUAUGGUAAUUUUGAAACUUUACCCUUUAUUUCUGCCUAAUAUCUCUUCGGUGGAGAAUAUUAAUCAGAAUUGUCUUUAUUGUUAGAAAUCUCAACUUGAAAGUAAAUUCCAUGGAUGUUAAGCGCACUCCACAAUACUAUAUGGAGAAAAGAAGACCUUUUAGGCAUUCCAACAAGUUUAUUUUCUCUAUCAAGGCCAGACGAAAGGUCUCAUGGCACACAAAGGAUCUUUAGCUAGAUGGAUUAAAGGAGCUAUUACGCCUGCUUAACAGUCCUCUUUGGUUAUAACGUCUUGUUCUUUAAAAGCUCAUUCCACCAGAGCAAUUUCUAUAAUUUAGGUGUCAAAGGCAUUUGCGACUCCGACUCAGAUUUGUAAGGCCGUCCCGCCACCGGGAAAUGGUGUAUGGAGGACCAGAAGCAUUAUAAAUUCGACAUACAGGCCUCUCAGGAUACUGUUUUUGGGCUACAAACAGUGAUAAAAUGUCUGCCCAUCCUCUGGGAUUGCUUGUUAAUCCCUGUUGUUGUGCACUGCCUCUAAUCUUACCGUACAUUUCUUUUUCCUUAGGAUUAGAGGCAGUGAACAUAUUUCCCCCUCUAUUUAAUAAAUAUAUUUUUGCAGUUAAUUGACAUGUGUAUCUUCUAGGGUUUGUGUGUAAGUGUGGAAUGGAGUAUUAGGAGGGGCUUGACCUUUAAAUCUAUGUAGUUUUGCCUCCCUGCUUUUCCUGUCAAGAGAUGGUGGGUAUUCCUGUUGUUGUGCACUGCCUCUAAUCCUAAGGAAAAAUACAUUUACGGUAAGUAGAAUUUGGUCUUUCCAAAUGAUGCAAUAUUGUUACAAAAAACUUCCAAAUAACUGAUCUACAGAAAUUUCCAAUAGACUUUAAUGGGGACUUCUAUAUAUAAAUUACUAAUCUGUGCUAAAAAAUUGUGUUGAGGCCAGAUUGUGAAUUGACGUGUAAUGAUAAACUGUCAUGUCUUGUUUUUCAUAGAUGUGUCCACCAGUGGGCUGCGUCAUGUGAGAAUUCCCAGCCUUGUGUGCAUCAAGUUUUUGCAGCUAGCAGAAAGUAACACACAGAGAGGAGUCGAGACUUGCGGAAUCUUGUGUGGGAAGCUGGUAGGAAUGUGAGAAUAUUGAUCUGAACCUUGUGAGAUUGGCUUUUAUACCUUAAUCCAGGAUUGUAAAAGUCAAGUUAUCUAGUGCCACUUGCUACAACAUCUCCUUACAUAAGGGCUGCUAAUCUGUACUCUGCAACACCCACACACUCACAUAUGCACACUUCAAGACACACACUUACAGAUCUGCAACAACAGAUGCACACACUUACGUACAUACUCCAAGAUGUGCACAAACUCACUGAUGUGCACACACAGGCACUGCUGGAAUACAACCCUGAUGUGACCGAGCUUCAUCUGAAAGGGCAGGGUGCUUCUGACGGGAACCUCCAUUGAGGAUAUGUCUCACAGUGUAGACAGCAGGAUUAUGACAUUUUUUCAGAUUCCUGCCCCUUCACACACAAUCCACAGCACUGUGUGCUGAAUCCUUCGUAUCCUGUCAGGAGAAAGUGAUCUCCCUCUCAGGAUGCCACUCUGACAGUACAUUUGUGGGAAAGCAGCCAGCAGCUCAAUUGUCAGGUGUCUUGUGUCCGAUUGGAAAGCCUGGUAACUGAGGUGCUAGCAACUUCUCCAUAACACUGCAGACUGCCUGAAGGCAGUUAGGGAGCUACAAAGGGCUCAUAGGCCUGUGGUUUGAGCCCCAUGUGUUAGUCAUACCUAACCUAAAUAAGCUUUCACAUAAUUACUUCACCUCAGACGCUCAAAUUUUUUUUCAUUCCUUGCUACCCAUUCUUUGGCCAAAACAGCUCUAUAGCCUGUAUCCUUCUCACAUUAUCUCUACAUGUUUCUUAUCUUUGGUCCAACUCAUGCUUCACUUGCAAUUCUUUCUUACUAAGCUACGAAGCAAAGCACAAUAACAAUUAGUUUCUUUAUAUAGGUUGAGGUGGAAAGAGGUCUCCUGUCAUUUUUUUCACCAACAUUUAGUGCCAUAGGACUGCAAAAAGUCUAUCGCUUCACUCAAAUAUGCUACUGGGAGUAGCUUUGGCUCUCUCUGCCCAUACAAGUACUGUACUAUCCUUAGAGGCUGCACAUCAAGGAUAUCUGGGAGUUGUAGUUGGCUACUGUGCCCAUAAAGCUCUUAAACUGCAGGAAUUUUUCAGAUAAACUCAGCACCGCCAUCGAAAGUUGUGGGAAUGCCAUGACUGUCAAUGACUGGUCUAAGCAGAGCUCACUGCAGAAAAAUGCUUUGGAGUUUACAGCAAAUAUGCAAACUUAUUUUAUUGCUAUUUGUAAUAUAUUGAUUUGCACAUAUCUUUUAAUGCGUUGUCUACUUAAUGUAUUAUUUUUUUUAGUAUCAAUCCUUUUUGAUUAUUUCACAGCUAUUGAUAAGGUUCCCCAACACUGUAGGACCAUCUGAUCCGUAUACCUUGCUGCACAAUAUAUCUGCUUGAUCAUACUGGCUGAGGGUAGUGGUGUCCGUGUUGCUUCUUGUAGCAGCUCAGGAGUACAAAUACUCUGAUAAUUGCCCCAUCUAUAUAUCCACAGAUCUGUAUCUCCAUGUGGAAUGCUGCAGUGUGGGAAGGGUAGAUCUAUAACCCAUGUAAAUAUUCAAUGGCCCAUGUAAUCCUCCUGUAAUUUUCGUUCUUUAAUACUUCAUCUAUAUCCUUCUUCCCAUCCGUCACUUUCUCUUUCUAGAUGAAGAAUGAAUUUACCAUUACACAUGUCAUUGUGCCUAAGCAGACUGGUGGUCCUGAUUACUGCAACACUGAGAAUGAGGAAGAUAUAUUCCUGAUCCAAGACCAGCAUGGGCUCAUCACGCUUGGCUGGAUACAUGUAUGAACUUGGUGACACAAACUAGAAUAUCAGUUAUAUUGUAGAACUUAGUAUUCAGCUGUUCGCCUGUUAUCUCUGUGUUUAUAAAUUUAUAUAAACAGGGAUAGUGUUCUGUUUUUGUUGAGAAAAGAACUUGCAAAGAGUGUGAUGGGACUCCAGCAAUGCGUGUCUAUUAUUGUGGUUUAGAAGUUGGUAUCUUUUAUUAUUUGUAAAGUACAAGGGGACUUGAUUUAUAGUUACACGUGUUGUUAGUAUUGGUUUAAUUACAGAAUGGACUGACAUGCAAAUAGAAUUACAAUAAACGGAGAGCAGAGAGGCCAGGAUAGAUGUCAGUUUAAAGUGCAAUUUGUGGUUAUUCUAAUGCCGCCCUCUCUUCUUCUUACCUGCAGACCCAUCCCACCCAGACUGCUUUCCUCUCCAGUGUUGACCUGCACACCCACUGCUCAUACCAAAUGAUGCUUCCAGAGUCUAUUGCCAUUGUCUGCUCUCCAAAGUUUCAAGAGUCGGUAUUUCUUCUUUUUUUUCCUUCUAUAAUUCUUUAUUUUUGUAGUGCUUGUAGUAUACAAUACAUGUAGUUAGUCAGAUAAGGCAAUAAAAGCAGUAAUAACAAGAUCAGCAUUAUAAGACAGAUUUCUGGCACUCUUUUCUUACUGUCAAGAGGGAGCUGUCCUAAACAUCAUUGGUGGGGAUGAUACAGUGUAGGGUCAGUUUGGUAACUCAGGUUGCCUAGGGUACUUAAACUUUUAUGCGUUGAUAGGUAUCAGUAGGUGAAAGUAGUUAUGUCACGCAUUAUGCUGUAUAAAUAUGACAUGGUGGUUCAUGAUUCUCGUGAGCCUCUAGCUAGCCUGAUUUUACUGAGGCUGUGGCUUAUGUAUAUAUGCAAGUGGGGGAUGCUUUAAGCAGUGCACGUAUGGUUGGCCCAUAGCUAGAUUGGCAAAUAGCCAAAAAGAGGGCUCAUGCGAGGGGUUACCCUGGGGCUCGUGGGGGGGGCGGUACCGGUUAAUGCGUUAGCUCCCCCCCCCCCUUUUUCUUGCCUUUUAAUCAACUUUAUUCAAUACUUUGUUGUAUAAUGAUUUGUGGGCAGACUGAAAUAGAAGAACCAGUUGUUGUGUUUUUAAUAUAUAUAUAUUUCAUAAGGUUUGGCUGGCUGAGCGAGCGGGGUGGGGGUGGGUUUCCUUUUUGUGUGUGUUAUUUUUAGAUAAAUAUGAUACCUGAGCAAAUAUGUAUGGGGUGUACUAAGGCUUAUCUGCAACCCUUCGGAGCCUGUAAACUGUAAUCGCGUGGGGUGUUGAGGCAUGGGAAACAUAUGGUGUCUGGCUGAAUACAGUAUAAAAUAAAAAACAAUCCCUAUUCAAUGUAAUGCAAACAAUAAAAUAAGACAACUGGUUGAAUGUGAACCACUUCCUUGUGUUCUUAUUUCUUGCCACCAGGAUCCUUGGGCUAUUAGCAAAUCUAUACCGAGUGUUCAAGUCCCUGAGGCAGUGAGGGUAGCAGCACUUGGUACAAAUGGGGUGACAUUAGCAGGGUUUCAAGUCUCUGAUGGAGCUCGUGCUGGUGGGUUAGUAUCGGGUGCGGUGAGACCCAAUGCUGCAAGGAAUGCUUGUGUUUCAGUAGUGGACCGGAGCAUGUGUGUAGCUCCGUUGCAGUUGGCCAGUAGGGUGCCCUGGUUCCCCCCAAUGAUAAGUCCCACUAGAGGAUCGGAGGUGAGUAGUGACAGGGCUCAAGGUUCUGCACCAUUGUAAUGUUGCCCUGGAUAGGUCCUGGAAGAAGUUAAGUGAGGAGUCCUCAAAAGUCAACAGAGUGUUACCCCUUAAUGCUGCCAUGAUGCGGGCCUUAUCCGUUGUUGAGGUGCACUUGAUUAUGAUGUCUCUUGACUCCGCGGGAGAAGAUUUGGCAGUGUUAGCGAGAGAAGGCGAGAGAACACAGGUAAGCAGCCUCCUGAUGUAGUGUGGCAGCUCUUUGGAUCUUUCUAUUGUUGCCGAGCUGUUGGUCCUCGUCGGGCUGACAGGAGUUGAGAAAUGUUGUAAUGGUGUGUGUGGAGUUGCGGGAUCUCACUGUUCAGGUGAGUUUCUGUGGUUCCGACAUCCGUGAUAUCUUCUUGUACUGCCUUAAUACGUUCAGUGUUGGCCUGUAUCUCCAUUCGUAGGGGCACUAAGUCAGCUGCCAUCAUUUUGCGGAGAUAUGAGAGGAGAAUUUUGAGAUCCCGUUUGGUGGUUGUGGCAGAGCUGUCUGUAUGUUGCAGGCUUAAGGUAGGUUCAGUUUCAGGCGUAUUCAUUGCCUCUUGGUUCCCGUUUACUAACUUUAGAGUUGGUGCCACAGCUGUGUGUGAGGCCUCCACUGGUGUUGUUUUAGUUGGCGUGGGCCUCUGGAGCAUGGCCCCUAUGUCUCUGGUGGGUUUUUGUGUCCGGCGUCUCAUAGUCGAGGUGCCAGGUAGUGGAGUUGACUCUGGCUGUUCUGGCUUGCUUGGGCUGUGUGCCUCAAGGAAGUUGUCUAGGAGUGUCUCCAGGCCUCGAGGCGUCGGUAGCUGGUAGGCCCUAAUUUUACGCCUUUGCUUGUAUUGUCGUCGGCAGUACUGAAAAGGCAUCUAUCGAUGCGGGAAAUCGUCCAGAUACCGAUUCUUGGGUAGGUAGGGCUGGAUGGCAUUUUGGGGUGAAGAUAUAAAGCGAUUUUUGACAAGGCCUGCGAGGAGCUUUCAGAAAUGGUGUCUGUACAGGUUAAUGCGUUAGCACCCCCCUCCCCCCCCACCUUUUUUUUUUUUUUCUUGCCUUUUAAUCAACUUUAUUCAAUACUUUGUUGUAUAAUGAUUUGUGGGCAGACUGAAAUAGAAGAACCAGUUGUUGUGUUUUUAAUAUAUAUUAUAUAUAUAUAUAUAUAUAUAAUAUAUUCCAUAUUCCAUAAGGCUUGGCUGGCUGAGCGAGCGAGAUUGGGAAAGGUAAUCCACUGAUGACAGCCACAGUACUAGUUAUCAGUGAAUUAGGACAUUCUAUAAAGUAGCCUGCACUCAAUAAUAGACCCACAAUUAAGGUUGCAGAUUCUUGGGGUUCACUCACCUUUGGCCAUGAAUUAAUAAAAAGAAAAAUAAUAAAGAAACAUCUUGGUACUAGGACCUUUAUUCCAUCAGGAGUGUUUUAACAAAUACACUCGAUUCAUCAAGCUUUGACCAAGACAAACAUGAAUAACCUACUAGAUUCAAGUGACAAUUGCCAUAAAUUCCAACAUAAAUAUUGUGUUUGUAUCCUUUAUAUUAUUGCACAGAUUGCUGACACCUGUAUGUGGUAUUUCUUUAAAUCUGACUUGGAAUCAUUUUAUAGCAAUUGUAGGACAUUCAAAAUUACAAUCCGUGGUGAAAUUACUAAGUAUAAGGCAUAUUCAGUCAGAGUGGUGUAUUCUAUGAUUUGCAGAGAGUACUGACUUUUCAUUGAUUGUAUGCAUUUUAUUCUAGUAUGUUAUUCUCGACUGUGUGAAUUUCCAGUGAGUGAAAUCUGGAGAACAUUAAUAAACCUAACCAGCCCAUGCCAGAAUGUGAUGUACUGUAACUUUAAUUUUGCCCCCUAACAUAAAACUUUGUCAUUGUAGUAAAGUUAUAUUUACGCUGUGUUCUCAGAUUAGACCCCCUGCUGCUCAUUCUCUGCAUAGUAACAUGUCCUACAUUAAGGUAAAUAAUGCUUAUUUGGGCUCUCUCUUGCAGAACCGGAUUCUUCAAGCUGACAGAGUAUGGCAUGAAAGAGAUUGGCGACUGUCGGGAAAAAGGGUUUCAUCCACAUUGCAAAGAUCCUCCUCUUUUUUCAGUACGUGUGGGUUGGAAACAAACUUGAAAUAAUAUAUUAAAACAAGCAUGCUAUUAAAUACAUACUGGUACUAGAAAAAUGUAUGCAGUAGGGAAGACUGGGUGGAAGUACAUGGCAUAUAUACAUGUUGAGAAAGUAUAGAAUUCGCAAUGGAGUUUAGUCACUAUACAGUGAAUUGAAAAUUGAAUUGCAAAUUGUAGGAUAAAUAGCUGAUUUGGAAAAAUGUUCAAUAUCCACUAGUCAGAGCUUGGUGAUUUUAUCCAGAAUUGUGCAAUUUAAUUUUCAGUGCUCCACUGUUUAGUGAAUAAACCUUAAUUUGUUCUGGCAAUGUCCCUCAAAUUGGGAGAGCAGAAAUAAAUGUAUUUUUCCAAAGCAUGGUACAUAAUAUCUGAAUGGGGUUAAAAAAAAAAAAAAAGUUUUCCAAACAUGAUUUAGAGAUGAUGUGGUUUUUUAAUUUGUGAAUUAGUACACACAUUUGCGUUUUUACAGGGUUGUUAAACGAGAUGAAUACAAUAUACACUGAUCAGUCACAACAUUAAAACCACUGACAGGUGAAGUGAAUAACAUUGACUAUAUUGUUACAAUGGCACCUGUCAAGAUGAGGAAUAUAUUAGGCAGCAAGUGAACAGUCAUUUCUUGAAUUUCAUGUGUUCUAAGCAGGAAAAAUAGACAAACGAAAAGAACUGAAUGGCUUUGACAAGGGCCAAAUAGUGAUGGCUAGAUGACUUGGUCGGAGCAUCUCCAAAACGGCAAGUGUUGUGAGGUGUUCCCGGUAUGCAGUGGUUUUUAUCUACCAAAAGUGGUGUAAGGAGGCAUAACUAGUGAACCGGCAUCAAGGUCAUGGAUGCCCAAGGCUCACUGAUGCAUGUGGGUAGCGCCGCCAUCAGAAAUUGUGGGGCCCCUAACACAACUCAAGGUCUGGGCCCCCGUGUGCCCGGCUCCAUGCCCCGCCUCCAAAUCCCGCCCACAGGAAUACACCGAUACAGAUACACAUACACACACACACACUGUUGUACAUACAUACUGACAAACAGACAUACAUAAAAACUGACAUACAAACAGACAUACAUACACAUAAAUACAUAAUGGCAUACAGACAUAUAUACAUACUGACAUACACACACAUACAGAUAGACACAGACACAUACAUACAUACAUACUGACAUACACACAGACAUACAUACAUACUGACACACACAGACAUACAUACUUGCAGACACUUACACAUACAUACUGACAGACAGACAUAUAUACAUACUGACAUACACACAGACAUACAUGCAUACACACAUACAUACUGACAUACACACACAGACAUAUAUACAUACUGACAUACACACACACACACACACAGACAUACUUGCAGACACAUACACAGACAUAAAUACUGACAAACAGACGUACAUACAGACAUAUAUACAUACUGACACACACAGACAUACAUACACACAUGCAUACUGACAUACAUACACACAUACAUACUGACCUACACACACACAGACAUACAUACUGACAUACACACACAGACAUACAUACUGACAUACACACACAGACAUACAUAUUGACAUACACACACACACAUACAUACUGACAUACACACAUACUGACAUACACACACAGACAUACAUACUGACACACACACAGACAUACAUACAUACACACACACAUACAUACACACACACAGACAUACAUACAUACAUACACACACAGACAUACAUACAUACACACGCAGACGCAGACAUACACACACGCAGACAUACAUACACACAUACUUGCAGACACACACACACACCUCAUUUAUCAGCCACCCUCCUCUUACCUUUAAGUUGCAGGAGGGUGGCUGGGGAUGAUGGGAGUGGAUGCCUUUGGUGUCCCUGUCCUGUCCUCUCCUCCGCUCUCCCUCCGCGCGGAGUAAGCUGGGAGGAAGUGACCGGCCGUCACUUCCUCCCAGCAGCAUUUGCGGUGUAGCCGCAAUUUUUUUAAAAGGGGCCCGGUCACGCCUUUACCCGGCCGCAGCACUGACCGGGCCCCUGAAGUUAUAGGGCCCAUCGGGUGGCCCUAAAUGCUUGGGCCACCUGAUGGGCCCUGGUGCAGAUGCACCUGUGGAAGUUUCGCCGGGCCCGUGACAACCAUUAUGGUUGUCACCCCCUGAUGGCGGCCCUGCAUGUGGGGAGUCUGGUCUCAUCACACAGAAGAGCUCCUGUAGAUAAAAUUACUGAAAUAUUUAAUGAUGGCCAUAAUAGGAAGGUGUCAGAAUACACCGUGCAUCACAGUUUUCUGCGUAGCCACAUACUGGUUUGAAAAAGGUUGACCGGUCUGGUAAAUCCCGUUUUCUUUUAGACCGGAUGGAUGGCCAGGUACGUGUGCAUCAUUUACCUGUGAAAGUGAUGGCAGCAUGAUGCUCUAUGUGAAGAAGGCAGGCUGGAGAACGCAGUAUUAUGUUCUGAGCAAUGUACUGCUGGGCAACCAUGGGCCAUUGCUAUGUGGAUGUUACCUUGACAUGUAACACCUACCUAGAGAUUGUAGCAGAUUACGCACAUCCCUUUAAGGCAGUGGUGUUCACUGAUAGCAGUGCCAUCUUUCAGCAGGAUAAAGGACUCUACCAUACUACAAAAAUUGUUCAGAAAUUAUUUGAGAAACAUGACAAAGAGUUCAAGAUGUUUUCUUGGCCUAAAAAGUCCCCAUAUCUCAAUUAGAUUGCCGCACAUUCCAACUUGUAGGAUUUAAAGGAACUGCAGCAGAGCGGUUUUGGCAGCAUGAGGGGGACCUACAUAUUGGGCAGGUGAUUUUUAUGUUGUGGCUGAUUAGUGUUAUUUGCUCACUGUUCAUUUUAAGGCUGCAGUAAUUUAAUGGAUGGUCACAUAACAAAUCCUUACUGGAUUUAAAGGGACACAUAACUGCCUAAAUAUAUAUAUUAAAAAAAAAAAUUAAUUGGAGUUCUUUGCAGUUCUCUUGUCUACUGCCUUUGCAAGACUUAUCCUUGUAACCCUACCCAGACUUUCUAUGGCUUUCCAAUCACAAACUUCCCAAUGCAGCUCAAUGAGUGGUUUUUGCAAGCCCAACAGGAUACCGGGAAAUUUCCCGGUGGGCCAUCGGCACCUGGGGCCGGGCAGACAUCUGGGAGUGCUGGCGGCCGCAGGGGGAUCUGUGCUUUUUCUGCUCGGCUUCCCCGUCCUUGUGCGCUACUUAAUGAAACCGUCAUAUUCCAGCCCCAGUCUCAUUAAGCUGUGCGCUGGGGAACAGAGACAGAACAGCUCCCCCUGCAACCGCCAGCACACCCAGCUGUCUGCCCUGCACUACCCUCUGGCCGGUCAUCUACAGGAAGCAAUAAUGUGGGUCAGUGGGAGUGUAUGUGUCUGUCUGUGUCAUUUUGUGUCUGUCUGUGUCAUGGUAUAUGGGUGUUUUUUUUCCCCCCACACUGUGCUGGUCUCCCUUCGACUGGCACUGCCUCUGUGGCUGAGAUCAUCAAGCUUCAUGAUCUCAGCCAGUACAAUGCUUUGCCAUAGGAUUGGCUGCAAAACGCUACACCAAUCAUCAUCUCCUCAUUGAGAUGCAUUGAAUCAAUGUAUCUCUAUGGGGAACAUUCAGUGCCUCCAGAGCGUUUAGGCCCUGAAUGUAGAUGCUGCACACUGUGCAGCACUGACACAGGAAGCACCUCUAGUGACCGUCUGAGUGACUGUCACAAAAGUUGUCACUAGGAAGCAAUGUAAACACUGCCUUUUCUCUGAAAAGUCAGUGUUUACAUUGAAAAGCCUGCAGGGACAAGCUAUAGACACCGGAACCACUACAUUAAGCUGUGUGUGUGUGUGCCUGCUAGUGAGUGAGCUUGUGUUUUUGUGUCAAUAAGCUUAUGCAUGUCAGUGAGAUUGUUUGUUUGUCUAUGAGGCUGUGUCUCUAUGAGCUUGUGUGUGUCAUUGUAUGUUACUGUAUAAUUAAUAUUAUAUAUUGGAAAAAGCAAUAUAUAUUUGAUACAUAGAUCUAUAUAUUACUCAAUCAUCUGGGGUGGCAAGACAUAGCCUUACAUAUUACAUGCGACAAUAUUUGGCGCAAUGAUUUAUGGGGCUGGCAUAGACUUUUUUUUUUUUUUCAGGGCUGCUUUGUAUCCCCAGUCCGGCCCUGUUUGCAAGGCAGAUGCUCUGGGCAAUUGCUGCCUAUUGAGUUUAGCUCCACUGAGCUAAACAACCAGGAAGUAACAGGGACAGUUAUCUGACAGCCAGGAGGUGUAACCAGGUUACAUUAUAAAAAUGUCAGUUUCUGUUGCGAUCUGAACUUUUUGAAAAAUGGAGGACACGCUCUUCAGACAUAAAAUACUUUAGAAAACUAAAGUGCUUUAGGGUCCAGAGUAAGCAAAUAGUAAUAUGAAGGGAUUGUAACAAGGGUAACACUAUCACUGCUUUUUAAAAUUGUAUUUAUUUAUUUUCUCCAUAGGCCGGCAGCCAUAUAUCUGUGUGUGAGCAGGAUGUCACAAUGAUGGACCUGCGAUAACAUCGUGCAAGGACUAUCCUGAACCUCUUUGCAACCUGUGACUUGCCAAAUUGCCAUUAAUAACACUGCAAAAUAAAUAAAUUUAAAAAGCUGUACAUAGAGGGAUUUUGCAGUGUACAAUUCUGUCACUGCUUACUGCUCACAGUGGAAUGGCUACAAGUAGACUUCAAAAACACACUUGUCUGUUAGCAGCAGAAUUUGUGAAUACACUCCUACCGAUGAUGUACGAAACUCUGCGGUGCUUGCUCCAUAUGAUUAUUCUUAUAGGAACACGUUAGCUGAAUCUCUCUCCAAUAUAAAUGGAGAUGGAGAGUUACAAACUGUUUGAAUGCUUGGAUGGAUACAGCGCCAGUGAAAAUGACUAAUACUAUGGAUGCCAUUCAGCAUUGUGAAAGAAAUAGUCCCUUUUUCCUCCAAUUUUUCACAGCUUAAUCAAUCUUCCCAACAGCAUCUCUCUUGUACACCCCUUCUGUCUUUAUCUCUGUCCCCUAAAGUGGAGAAAAAUGUAAUUUAAUUUGGAUGGUGGACAAACAUUUCUUAAAGGACAGCUGUCAUCAAAUUUUCUUCCAUCCCCUUCCCCCCAUUAUUUAUAAUGGGACUUAAUGAUUUUUUUUUACUAUGUAUAGUGAUGGUCUAUGAGAAAAUUUCACUUUUUCUUUUUUUUUUUUUUCUUAAAAGUCUGAGCAGCCAUUCUGGGUUCAUUCUAUUACCUGACCAGGGCCGCCACUAGAAAUUUUGGGGCCCCUGACAAAGCAAAAGGUCUGGGCCCCCCGCCCGGCCCACCCACUGCAAAUGAUGCAGGACUGAAUGUGGUGUGUAUAGUGUAAGUUAAUUAGAAUGGAUGUAGUGUUUGUGUGUAUUAGAUACUGUUUGUGCAGUGAAUGCAGAGUGUGUGUUUGUGUAGUGGAUGCAGUGUGUAUAGUGAACGCAGAGUCUGUAUGAGUAGUGGAUGUAGUGUUUGUGUGUACCAGAUGCAGUGUCUGUAGUGGAUGUAGUGUGUGUAUUAGACGCAGUGUCUCUGUAUAGUGAAUGCAGAGUGCUUGAAUGUGUGGUGGAUGUAGUGUGUACUGUGAAUACAAGAUGUUUGUGUAAUGGAUGCUGUGUGUAUAGUUAAUGCAGAGUGUGUGUCAGUGUAAUGAAUGCAGAGUGUGUCAGUGUAGUGGAUGCAGAGUGUGUCAGUGUAGUGGAUGCAGAGUGUGUGUGUUAGUGUAGUGUUUGCAGAGUGUGUUUAUGUUAGUGUAGUGUAUGCAGAGUGUGUGUAUGUUAGUGUAGUGUUUGCAGAGUGUGUUUAUGUUAGUGUAGUGUAUGCAGAGUGUGUGUAUGUUAGUGUAGUGUAUGCAGAGUGUGUGUAUGUUAGUGUAGUGUAUGCAGAGUGUGUGUAUGUUAGUGUAGUGUAUGCAGAGUGUGUGUGUGUUAGUGUAGUGUUUGCAGAGUGUGUGUGUGUGUGUCAGUGUAAUGAAUGCAGAGUGUGUGUCAGUGUAGUGAAUGCAUGUAGUGUAAAUAGAGCAUUCCAAAAAGGUUGAACCAGGGAGGGGGGAGAUUCCAUGAUCCCUGUUGGUCCGGUGGCAUUGUGGGGCCCCCCGGCUCCCUGUACUUGCAGAGGGAGCCCUGCGGACUGCAAGUGUACUUACAAGCUUUUCCAUCUCUGUAACUCCCGCGAGCGCGGUGUGCGUGCCGCGCAGAGCGUUGCCAUGGUAACCCAUGGCAACGCUCUGAUGGCCACGGAUCUUGCGGGAGUUACAGAGAGGGAAGAGCUUGUAAGUACACUUGCAGUCCGCUGGGCCCCCUCUGCAAGUACAGGGAGCCGGGGGCCCGCCGCUGCACCUGCACUGCACAUAUAUAUAUAUAUAGCGAUCGUCGCUAUAUAUAUGUGCAGAGAGUAAUUGUGGGGCUCUGGACUGCCAAAGCAGUCCGGGCCCCCCAUGACCGCCGGGCCCGUGACAAUCGUUAUGGUUAUCACCCCCUGAUGGCGGCCCUGUACCUGACCAACUGCUGCUUAACCUAACUUGCCUGCUGCUGAAGUUGUUCUGUGUUAACUUGUUACAGCAGGGGUAAAGUAGGUUGAGCUGCAGUUGGUCAGAGGAAAAACCAAUACACAUCAUAUAUAAAAAAAAAAAAGAAAUCCUUACGUUUCAUUAAAUGUAAUAAACCUUUAAUAAACAAAAAGUAAAAAUUGAUGCCAGUUGUCCUUCAACACAACAUAACGUUUGAGUCUUCUAAACACAGGAACCAUUUACCCCUUCUUAAAAUUUAGAGAGAAAUUGUACUAUGUACCAAACACUAGUGACAUUUUAAUAAGUAAACUUUGUUGCAAAUGUAAGUUAUCGCUCAGUGUAUGAUUCAAGAUUCAAAUAUUUUGAUAGAAAGGAAUUGUACAUAAAUUAACUUAUUUGAUCUUUUUGCUAUGAUGAAAAAUGGACCAGAGAGAGCAACCAUCUGUGUCUGAUUAAAAAUACAAAAACGUACUAAUUCUGUAAUAUUUUUUCUAGUAACAUGAAUGAGAAUUCUGUAUAAUUAUUUUCUAGCAACAUUAAAAUGUUAAAUGCUUACUGAAUCUGUCAUAUUUAAAGUUGUACAGUAACAAAACUGCUGCAAAUAUUUAGCAAUACCUUGUUAAAAUGCUGGCAGUAAUUCUAACCUGUCUCACCUCUAUAACACUCAAAGCAAAUGAAGACAGGUUGUUUUUUUAAAUGUUUUUUUUGUGUGUAGACAAUGAAACAUGUCACAACUAAUUGUAGUGGGUGAUAAUGAAGAAGGAUUGCUAAAUAGAUAUGAGGUAGAAGAGGAAUGUAUAAACAUUCAAAGAAGUGAUCCAAAUGUUCAUGUUAAAAAAGAAAUUAAACAUUGUUCUUUUUCAUAUGUUAGUUCUGUGCAGGGAAAUAUUUAUUUGUAUCUUUAUUUAGUUCUGAGUGUAACCGUCUCUGGUUAUUAGUGCAGUAAAGACCAAACUUUGAUAUCUGAUGCACUGUAAUUGGGGCAAUGUGGGACCUAAAAGGCUUUAGCAGUAAUGUCCUUAAACUGUACUCUUACAUAAAAU
Pelobates cultripes (western spadefoot toad) is the source of this 31074-nucleotide messenger RNA. NCBI's taxonomy places the organism in Eukaryota, Metazoa, Chordata, Amphibia, Anura, Pelobatidae. The record is from the annotation of a GenBank genome assembly.